AUUCGAGGUGCGACUGGAGAUUCGCAAGAAGAAGCAAAAACCCAUUAACGCACCUCCCCUUCCCCUUGGUACUCGUUGCCUUUCGCGAGAAAGAGGGUGAAAAACAAGCACGCACACACACACACACACACACACAUACUGCUGCUCUCAUCCUUGAGCCGUAUUCAGUACUCUCGGAAUUGCUUUCCUCUAAAUUGCUCUUCGGAAAAACAGGCUGCUGAAAACCGCAUGAGGUUGAGUGAAUGAUCUCAGCUACCUUUAUCCAGUGAACCAUCCCAUUUUGGAUUCAGAUGCAUCCGCAUGAGCAGACGUAUGUGUAGUCGUAUUCGACAGAUCACACGGAUUUAAACAUCUCUUCCUGCUUGACGACGUCCCCAAAUGGAGAACUUAAACGAGUCACUGGUCUUUGGGGAUCCGAGGCAUUUUCACCUUUAUAACGAGUCGCUAUUCCAAAACAACUUCAGUGAGUUCAGCGACGCGGACGACCUGUUUCCCCGCAGCGUGAGGAUCACCAUCGCACUGGUCUACAUGAUUGUGUGCAUGGUGGGACUCGUAGGAAACUGCUUGGUGAUGUAUGUCAUUAUCAGGUACACCAAGAUGAAGACAGCCACCAAUAUCUACAUCUUUAACCUGGCUUUGGCUGACGCACUGGUUCUGGCCACUCUACCUUUCCAGGGCACAGAUGUGUUCCUAGGUUUCUGGCCCUUUGGCAACACAUUGUGCAAGGCAGUGGUUUCCAUAGACUACUACAACAUGUUUACUAGUGUCUUCACCCUUACUGUGAUGAGCAUGGACCGCUAUGUGGCUGUGUGUCAUCCUGUCAAAGCUCUGGAUAUGAGGACGCCCCACAAAGCCAAGGUGGUCAACAUAUGCGUGUGGCUACUGGCCUCUGCCAUUGGCGUGCCGGCCAUGGUGCUUGGAGAUGUUGAGGAUGACCAUGGCAUUGAGUGCAUCUUGGUUCUGCCAGACCCUCGCAGCUAUUGGGAUCCAGUGUUCGGCACGUGCGUGUUUCUGCUCUCCUUCCUGAUCCCAGUGGCCAUUAUUAGUGUGUGUUAUAGCCUGAUGGUGAAGCGCCUGCGUAAUGUGCGUAUUUUGUCUGGUUCCAAGGAGAAGGAUCGCAACCUGCGUCGCAUCACACGUAUGGUGCUGGUGGUGGUUGCAGCAUUUGUUGUGUGUUGGACGCCCAUCCAGAUCAUGGCGCUUGCACAGUCACUGGGUGUAAAUCUGGGCAGUGUGCAUACUGUGGUGCUCAUGCACUUCUGCAUUGCACUUGGUUAUGUCAACAGCAGCCUAAACCCAGUACUCUAUGCUUUUCUGGAUGAGAACUUUAAGCGCUGCUUCCGUGAGUUCUGCCAACCACCGUCACCUUUCAGCCUGGAUGCACAGCAGCAGUCGGGCCGCAUGCACAGCGUGGCACGAGAUGUUGCCUACAACUGCAAAACUACAGAGGCAAACAGUAAUGCUGCAUGACUAGGCGUGGAGCUGCCCCUGGUCAGCCCGGAACAGCCACCAAAUCCAGGGACAGGACACUCUAAUUCAGAGCUCACUCAGAUCACCGUUCUCUAGCACUGUCUAGGGGUGGAGGAAUGGGAGGAACAAGGACUGAGGGUGGGGUCAAAAUCAGUGACACAUCUACUCUUAGGGACAAAGGGGCUCACUUUUUGUCUUGUGCAGAUUUGGUAUUAAUGUCAUCUUUUAGCUGAUUUUUUUUUUUUCUAAACAUUCCUUUUAUUUGGUGGUGACACUAAAGAGAUAUUUUAGAGUAUUUACAGCAUUUGGUAUUCAUUUCAAUGGGACUACAUUGCCUUAAAUAGAUUAUAAACUCUGUUAAAGUUAAAGCUUGUGUGACCUGGAUGGAGCAUGAAUCACAUUAUUUUUAACAUAUUACCUUCCAGUUAACCACAUUCCAUUUAAACAUACAAAACAGAGACUUAACUGUUAAAGACAAAUGAUUAUUUAAAAUGCAUUUUUUUUUCUGUUUGUCUUGUAACGAAAAGAGAAAAAUAUAAGUAUUGCAUUGUUUCAUGGCAGUUUUAUGCUCUAGCGCAAUUUGUAAAGAAAGUAAAAAAUAUAGUGCAUUCAGUGUUAUAUUUAUCGGUGCAUACAAUGAAGUAUUAGCAUGAGUCUUAGUAUUCUUGCAGUCAUCUGUCAACCAUACCUCUGAUAUUCUUGAAUGUUUUAAGUGUACCCAGCAUCUUGGUUCGCUACCUCGUGGUAUGGUGAGUCAGAAACAAGGAGUGAGCUUUUCCAUCAGUUUACAUCACUGACCACUGAAUGUCAAAUGACUUUUUAAAGAAGCCAAAAAAAAAUUACAAAAUGGUAGAAUGGUUUCUUUUCAGUAUUAUCAAAGACACUGUAAACUUAAAUGCUUUAUGUAUGCUGUAUUCAAUGUUGUAAUGAUUUGUUCACUUGAUGAAAUGUAUUGGUUUAUUUAUAGAAUUAUUUAUUAUUGUAGAGCAUUGUUGGAAAUACAGGUGCUGAAGCUGUCAUGUAAGUUAUCACUAUGGAGUGUAAACUAUUUCUAUAUUCUGAGGCUAAUAUUGGAAAUUCUAUAUAUUUUUUUGCUCUAUGUGUGCAUUAAAUUACAUUAAAUGACACUG
Molecule: messenger RNA, 2600 nt
Organism: Silurus meridionalis
Lineage: Eukaryota; Metazoa; Chordata; Actinopteri; Siluriformes; Siluridae
Gene: oprl1
Product: opiate receptor-like 1
Exons: 4
Coding region: 379-1470 (363 amino acids)
Biological process (GO): neuropeptide signaling pathway; sensory perception of pain
Cellular component (GO): membrane; neuron projection
Molecular function (GO): nociceptin receptor activity; neuropeptide binding
Source: RefSeq, a predicted model, not a curated record